This is a messenger RNA of Neodiprion fabricii, 1365 nucleotides long. RefSeq names its product RING finger protein narya. Bases 439 to 1188 code for a protein of 249 amino acids. Lineage: Eukaryota; Metazoa; Arthropoda; Insecta; Hymenoptera; Diprionidae. The transcript has 4 exons. Gene Ontology annotation, cellular component: synaptonemal complex. Gene Ontology annotation, molecular function: SUMO transferase activity. Gene Ontology annotation, biological process: protein sumoylation; homologous chromosome pairing at meiosis; reciprocal meiotic recombination. The record is from RefSeq and is a predicted model, not a curated record.
GGAACCGUUUUGUCAUGAAAAUUGCCGAUUGUUAACUAUUCUCAUCACGAAUUUGACCGCCUUAGGCACGGUCGCACCGUUAGUUCGCUUGUGAAGUAUUUCGGGACCGGAAAUCGCACAACUUACAUGCUAAAUGUAAAGAAGAUCACUUGUAAGGUGCAUUAAUCCGAAGAAGAUUGCCUACUGGCCUAAAUAUUCAUUCGAAACUCAUAUAACAGCAAAAACAAAGAACGGCCAAAUUUUCAAGUGGAAACACUUCGUAACCAAACACCUUACUACAAAAACUUGUCCAACGGAAUUCAGUGAUAUUCAGAUAAAAAAUAGUCGUAGGAUUUUGUCGCACUCUCACAAUCAGUGAGACUCAUUGUUUAAUAACAUUUUCUUGUGAAACUUACUUAUAGAGCAUACAUACAAUAGCAGAUUAUCAAAUUCCAAGCCAUGAGGUGGAUUCGUUGUAACAACUGCUACACCAGAGCUGAAGUUGCGAAGGAACCUUUCACUCUGACUAAAUGUGGACAUGUCUAUUGCCAAAAAUGUAUCGGCCAAGCAGAAAAACAAUGCGUCAUAUGCAAUGCAAUCGGUGUGGCCACGAUACGCCUGCAAGAACCAUUGGAAAGUCAUAUCGCUUCAUACUUUUCAUCCCUAAGAGAUACCCUACAGCAGAUAGUAAAUAUCGCUACUUUCCAAGAGGAGCAAAAUCGCAUUGUGGCAAAAAGAUACUAUGAAAUCGAAAAGAAAUACACAUGUGUGAAGCAAAUAUGUGCAAGUAUGGAGAUGAAAAUUGUGAAGCUUAAAGACGAAACAAAAAAGAUACGCAGAUUAGAACAUGAAAAUAUCCAACUAAAGUUGGCCCUUCAAAACAGCCAGAACAGCCCAUACAGUAACAUUCUGAGUAACCAAAGUCAAAGUAGUGGUGCAUCUACAUUGAAUCAAUACCCUUAUAAAAAAAGAUACCAGCCAAAUGAUUCGAAGGUCACUUUUUCUACCCCACUGAGUACCAACUCAAAUAACUUCAGCCUGUCAUCGCAUUCUGGUAGACAGUAUGUUACGUCACUAUCAGAAUGUAACAGAGAGUUUCAAAUUCCGACCAUGAAUAAAGUUUUGAGGACUAGGGGCACUGGGUCUUCUGUUGAUUUCACACCAAUGAAUAGAAACCCUGGGUGUUUGGGGUCAAUGAAUCUAUCAUAGUCGUAAAAAGCUUAUCUUCGAAAUAACAAUAUUGUCAUUGUAUUAAUAACAUUCAUCGUGAAACUUAUUAAUACUCAUCAUAUAAUUAUCCAAUGACACGAUGAUUCUAUAUUUGUUUCAUUCAUAUCAAACAAAAUGUUAUGUUUAUGUCAAGUAUUUUGAACGUAACAUGACUCA